AUGAAUCACACAACGUUGCAGCGCCACCCCAAAUGCUCGGCAUUUUAUGCUAGUCACCUUCGUCGUGACUCGGAAGCCUUGAGACCGACCGAAGCUUGGGCUACAAGUGUCACUUACUUGGCCAAUGUGACGGUUGAAGUGACCACAAAGGCGUUGACUCGAGACGCGUCUACUUUUGCAAUCACUGUCCACGAUACUAAAUCCAGCUCGACAUGGCGCCACCUCCGAUCUUAUACCGAGUGUCGAGCAUUUCAAAGUCGAAUACUCGAAAUGCUGAGUCGGGGUCACCUCUGCUUUGCAGAGUGUCCGUGGCUGUAUGCGUACGUGCAAAGAGCUCUUCCAGGCGAACAUAGGUAUCGUCAUUUGUUCCUAGUCGCGGGUCAAAGCUCUAAACCUCGCGUCGUAGAGAACCAGCGACAAGCUCUUGCCAGGCUUUUUACGACUUUGCAACGGGUUCUGCUUAACCCACUCAAUCAGAAAUGCACCGUGUUGAUGCAACAAGUUGCGCUGGAAGUGAUUACGUUUAUUACGAAUCAAAUCGACGUAAACGGUCGAAAGCCUUUGAGCUCGCCUUUGUGUGACCGACAACUGGCAAAAACGUUUUCUGAAGCCUACAUGUUCGACACUACUACAGUCUACAAGAAAAUGGACGAAAGAUUCCAGCAGACCAGCACUACCACCACAGCAAGUCUUGAGGAUCUGGACAAAGACUACUACGUCGAAGAAAAUGACUCUAUGUAUGAUGUAAACAAUGUUGUGGCUGGACAACGCGUGUGUUGUGCCAUGUGCGCCUUGCAGAACGAGCGCUCCGACGAGCAAGUUUUCGCCUAUUGGCGAGCGAAGACCAUGAGCAGUCAUCACACGAAAAUACGAGCAAAAUCUGUAGCCAGAUGGGCUUCGAUCGUUGGCAAGCGCCCGUUGCAGAUGCGAUCGCAGACCCAACAGAAUGUCGUGUGGGAGUCUCCUGCAUUUUCGCAACGAGUGACGUCUCCUUUGGAAAUAGUAGCAGCUCAAAUAGAUCAGUAUUUGAACACCCCGGUCACAAUGGAACACGACGGGACUCCAAAAGACCCUUUCCCAGGGUCCGCAUGCACUCCACGCACCCUUAAAGAAAAAAUUGAAUAUUCAACCCAGGAGUCGAUAGCGUCAUCUUCGACGGCCUCGUCAGUGUGUGAGUUCAAUUUUGAGAUGCUGGACAAUUGCCGCCUAUCAAGUGCAGUACCUUCGCCUAUGGAAGACGCUGACGCCGCUUCUGCAAUAAAAAUGUCGCGGUGUUCGGGAGUCAAGAAUAUUCGUCGGAUGCCAUUUCGAUCGCUCCUAAUCCUCAACCAAAUUCGAAAUAAGUUUAGAACCAAGCACUGCACUGGAAGCUCCAAUGUGGACGAUGGACGAAACACUAUGCUCCGGAAAGGUGUUCAAUGUUAUGGUGCGCGUCGAUGGAACUGCAUUGCUUCGUUAUUCCCAAAUCGCUCGAAACAUUCGUGCUUGAUUCGCUGGAAUGAACUGCAAAAUCGCUGGACAGUUUCUAGUCGACAACUAUGGACCGUAGAAGAAGACAAAUCUUUGCUUAACUCGGUGAAACUAUUUGGAGCAAGGCAAUGGGCAAUCGCGGCUUCUUUUCUGUCUGGACGGACACCGAAGCAGUGUCGAGGGCGGUGGCACAACCACCUGGACCCAUCUAUUAAGCGUGGUGUUCGGUCCGCCUAUGAGGACGAGCUACUCGUGACAGUGCAACGAAAAUUUGGGAAUUCGUGGACACCCAUUGCUUCGCUAUUGCCCGGACGCACUGACAAUGUGAUAAAGAAUCGAUGGCAUUCUGCUCGAUUACGACGUUACAAAUACAAAAAGGAUGAUAGGAUGACACAACAGAAAAAAAGCGUCUGUGAAAGAUUCUUGGUGUCUUUAGCAGAAGAUUCACCUGUGAUGAAGAAUAAUCCGACUUUACCUCUGGUAAAAGAUGAUGUGCUACAAGAAUGA
Molecule: messenger RNA, 1977 nt
Organism: Peronospora belbahrii
Lineage: Eukaryota; Oomycota; Peronosporomycetes; Peronosporales; Peronosporaceae
Source: the annotation of a GenBank genome assembly